UCAUAUUAAACUCUUUGAGGCAGUAUGUCUUCUACCAUCACGAUGUACGCACAAAGGUUCGCUUACUAUAUUAUAGUACUCUUAUUGUUGAAAAUAACACAUUCCCAUAUUUCGGCCAAACAAAAUCACUUAAUGCCGGAACAAUGGGCAUUAAAAGAUAUGCCUUUUUUAUCCAUUAUUUUUGCAACAUCGGAAUAUUUACCGGCUGGACCAUGUAAAGAAGAUACACGGAGAUUUUUGCAUGACCUACUUAACGGUUCUCUAUGGGCUACACAAAUGUUUGAUUCUUCUACUAAAUAUCCGGAUGGUAUAUUCUACGGACAUACAAGACACGUAGGAAAUUUUGACGAAUGUUAUAACAUGCAAGUUAAUGUUAUCGAAGAGGGUGCUGAUGUGCAUGAAAUCAAUGGAAAAUAUUGUCGAAUCAAUAUUACAUAUAAGAAGAUGCAAACUAUAUCGGUCCAAAAGAAAUCAUCAAAAUCACAGUAUAUAAGCAAUUCGUUGGACAUGAGAAAUUCCUUUUGGAAACUAUUAGAGCAAUUAGAAAGUCCCCCAUAUGUACGCAGAAAUCGUUUACAAAUGGCUUUGUGUGUACCGGCGACUUGCAGUGCGGAAACUGUAGAAACAGCCUUGAGAAUACCUUUAAGAAAACUUGGAGCGAGUAAAAAUAUUGAGUUGCAGACAAGUGUACAACCUAAUUCUUGUUACACAGUCAAAGAAGCUCCAAAGUUUACUCUCGGCGCCGGAAUUUACUGUGCUCUGCUUGUCUUUUUAUUGAGUCUAAUAAUAAUCAGUACUUGGUACGACUGUACGUCAAGUGGAAAUGGAAAAGAUAUGUCUGCAAUACGAAAUAUCAUGCUACACUUUUCCGCUCGGAGAAAUUAUGAAAAAAUUGUCCACGUAAAUUGUACACAUACAGGGCUUGACUCUAUAUAUCUUAUACGUUUCGUUACUAUUAGCAGCUUGGUUUACAUGCAUAACGGAAUGCAAUAUAUUUAUAUUCCCACUGUUAAUGCAGUUGAUAUAGAAAAGAUGUACAAAUUACCUUUGAUUACAAUAAUAAUAAACGCUUCUUUUACAAUAAAUAUAAUAUUCGCUUUGGGCGGCGUUUUACUCGCAUCUCAGUUAUUGAAAGACUUGGAUCAAAAUAAGCGACUUAAAUUUGUUCAAAAUAUUAUAUCGAGAUACUUAAGGUUAACGCCGUUAUAUGCCACAAUAAUUGGUUUCUACAUUUGGAUCUUUCCGCUACUAGGUUCUGGACCAUUUUGGGACAAAGUGGUCGAGGAAAGCGCUAAUUGUGCGAAAAAUUGGUGGAUAAAUCUAUUGUACAUCAACAAUUACGUCGCAACUUCGGAACUGUGUGUCAUCCAUGGCUGGUAUUUAGCGGCAGACUUUCAACUCUUCAUUUGCAGUCAAUUUGUGAUAUAUGCAUUUUGGCGUAUGCCCCGCAAAAUGGGAUAUCCUUUUCUCGGGAUAUUAUUAUUAAUAAGUUCCACUGUAUCUUUUGUUGCCACCUACGUAAACGAUGCACCAUCCGUUGUACGAUUCACACCGUACGUAACUAUGAUAGAAGAAGUGGCGGAGUUUAAAAUGUAUUAUAUCAAAACGCAUAUGUGUAUCAGUGGAUACCUUGUCGGUAUAAUCGCUGGUGCAAUACUUCACGAUCACAAAGGUAAUACGUGGCGUUUAUCUAAGUUCUGGUCACAUAUCUUAGUUUACCCGAUGCCUGUGAUUUUAUAUAUUGCAACCCAAUAUUGGGCGCAUAAAUUUUUUAUAUUGAGCAAGGCAAAUCUAUUGGAAGAGGCAAUUUUCGCAUUUUUCCAGAGACUUAUUUCUGCCUUAUGCGUGUGUUCCACUAUAGUUUUGUUAUCCAUCGGCAGUCAAUCAAAAUUUUACUACCGUUUCUUUACACCACGUUGGAUGCAGCCAUUAGCAAACUUAACUUAUGGAGUUUAUAUCACGCACGUGAUAUUGCUUAUGCUUAACGUAGGACAAUCAAGAACUGCAAGAACUUUUAACAUUUUUAAUUCAGUAUCGGAUACUGUUAUGUUAUUGCUACUUUCUAAUAUGAUUUCUCUACUCUUGACGAUAUGCAUCGAAAUGCCAUAUAGGAGUUUAACGAAAUGGUUAUUCUCUGAAAACAACACAAUUGUUGUUAACGGAAGGACAUCCGAGUAUAAAAUAAUGAAAGAAGAAUAAUGUAUUAUAUAUCCUGAUUCUGCCGAUGAUGAGAAUCCGAAAUAAAACGAAACAGAUUAUCUUUCGUAAACUAA
Molecule: messenger RNA, 2273 nt
Organism: Harpegnathos saltator (Jerdon's jumping ant)
Lineage: Eukaryota; Metazoa; Arthropoda; Insecta; Hymenoptera; Formicidae
Product: nose resistant to fluoxetine protein 6
Exons: 12
Coding region: 25-2199 (724 amino acids)
Molecular function (GO): acyltransferase activity, transferring groups other than amino-acyl groups
Source: RefSeq, a predicted model, not a curated record